Pristis pectinata (smalltooth sawfish) is the source of this 1727-nucleotide messenger RNA. RefSeq lists its product as uncharacterized. The transcript is spliced from 2 exons. The coding region runs from base 1 to 1032 and encodes 343 amino acids. Lineage: Eukaryota; Metazoa; Chordata; Chondrichthyes; Rhinopristiformes; Pristidae. The record is from RefSeq and is a predicted model, not a curated record.
AUGGAGGAGAGCGGAGGCGAGUCCCGGAGCCCGGUCCCGGGCGGAGGCGCGAAGCACCGGUUCACAGAGCCCGGGAGCACCGGCGGGCGAGUGGCUGAGCCCGGACUCUUGCCCCAACCAGCUGCCCCCAGCCCAGUGACGCCAGCGGCGUCCCGUGACCCAGAUGAGACCACGAUCAGGGAUGCGUCCAAUGAACAGAUGGCAAAUACUGACACAGCUCAGUGGUAUAGUUUUCCUGGGGCUGAUCACAAUUCCUGUGGGUACGAAGUGGAACCAAGAGAGCAGACGACUGCUUCAGUCUCUCUAGAAUCAGACUUCUUUGUUUCGUUAAAACUUGCUGCCAUUUUAACUUUUAUUUUUGUUGCUGUCACAAUCUUAUUGGUUUGCUCCAAGCAGAAUGAGCCUCUUCUCCUCCACCCUGACUCACCAAAGUUCAGUCAUCAACAUUCACUGAACCAAAAGCUUCAUAAGCUGAGGCUGUUGUUCCCAAGACAAUCAGAUAGUUUUUGGGCAGCGCUGGAAAAUAUUUUCAAUCAGCUUCCCACUGACCCUGCUGAGAUUCCCAAAGCUCAGUUAGUUGGAGUUGGAUAUGGUGUUUCUUGGAACACAAUGCUUUGCCUCUCCAAGACUAUUGCCAGUUUAUUGCUAGUCAGUGCCAGUGAUCUAGGUCCAGAUGGAAAGAGUAAAGUGCGAGAUUACAGCCAGGUUCUUUGGUCUCAAGCUGGUUCCUCUCCCAGUCCAGGCACUUCUCAUAUUAUAAUUGCAGAAAUUGUGAAAAACCUCUCCUGUACUGUGACCCUGAGCCUGCAACCAGUCACUGAGCCAACAGCUGUGCCAACAUCCUUCGUCUCAGUGUGGUCCAUUAAUGCGGAGCCCAAGCAAGAGACUUUCCCUUCUAAUUUCACACUGAGAAUUAUGGCCAAGGUUUUACAUCAUCUCAACCAAACAGUACCCAUUAAUACAGACAUCCCAAACACCUCUGUUGUAACAGUGAAUCCUGAGGACCACUUGGAAAGUGGCUUUCUGUGCUGAGCCCGGUCACCUUACUGAUUGAUUUCACUUUUGCUUUAUUCGAUAAAUGAACACGGGAAAGAAAAUUACAAUGAAAGAAGUAUGUGGCAAAAAUCAAAAUUGUGAGCAGAUAACAGUUGACAAGCAAAUGUGUAGAGAAGGUGUGAAAAUCAGCAUUGUGAGCAGGGAAGAUCUCUGGGUUAAUUGUAUCUGGUGGAGCAGCACUUGUACUAAUGUUGGAUUGUAACCUUGCCAUUCCUUCCAGUUAACUGAAUAUGUCAUUCAUACUGACCCUGAAUAUCUGAAUUGACAGAUAUCUGUGCUGCCUGGAGUGCAUUUUAAAAUUUGUAUUGUAUUAUCUUACCAAUUUGAAUUGAUUCUCAGUGAAUACGGGAAGGAUAGUAAAAGCACAUUCAAAGAUAAGGAAUGUUAUCACUAAAUGACAAUUCUAACACACAUCUUUAACUUUAUGAUACCCAAUAUUGCCACAUUACCCAACCCUCCUUCAACCCUACUCCACCCCUGUCCAUUUCUUGCAGCUGCAUCAAAUAUCUGUUCAAGGUGACAAUAAAUUUCCCAUCAACCAUGCAUCAUGAAAUAAAAAGCUGCCAGUCCUAAGAAAAACUAUAUUUUCUGUAAACAGUGAUUUUUAUAUAAAUUUUAUAUUUGGAUAUGUAUAUGUGCAUUUUUGAGAUGGAUACCAAUAUUAAAUUGUA